AUUUGGAUAACGUCGAGGAAUAACGGUAACCAUACAAUAUUCAGAAAAGAAAAAAGAUACAACCCCAAAAUUCACUUCUAAAUAUUAAAGAUCCCCAAUUUAGCGCGAAAAUUGAUCAAAGCGACCCUAAUCUGCUAAUUGGACUAAAAUAAUUAUCGCUCCACUCAAUCAAAUGCUCGCCAUAUCAUCUUCUUCACUAGUAUUCAUCACAAAACCCUCAAAAUGUACAAUUUCUUCAGCAUUAAACCCUAUAUUCCCCAAAAUCCGAUCGUCUUCUGUUGCAAGGGAGGCAGUGGUGGAAGUGGAUUUCCCGGCGAUAAAGGCGGCGAAGAGGGUGGUGCUAGUCAGGCAUGGGCAGAGCACGUGGAAUGCAGAGGGAAGAAUUCAAGGCAGCUCCAAUUUCUCUGUUCUUACUACUAAGGGCGAGGCUCAGGCUGAAACUUCUCGCCAGAUGCUUCUCGAUGAUUCCUUCGACGUCUGCUUCACUAGUCCCCUGAAUAGAUCAAAACGAACAGCUGAAAUUAUUUGGGGUAACCGUAAGGAGCAAAUGAUCCCAGAUACCGACCUGAGGGAAAUAGACCUGUAUUCUUUUCAAGGGCUCUUAAAACAUGAGGGAAAGGAGAAAUUUGGUAAUGCAUUUCGUCAAUGGCAGCUAGAUGCUCCAAACUUCGUCAUAGAUGGCCAUUAUCCUGUCAGGGAGUUGUGGACACGUGCCAGAAGCUGUUGGGAUAAGAUUUUAACCCAUCAAAGCAAAUCUGUACUUGUUGUUGCUCACAAUGCUGUGAAUCAAGCUCUUGUUGCUACAGCUAUUGGCUUGGGAACUGAGUAUUUUAGAGUUUUACUUCAAAGCAACUGUGGUGUGAGUGUAUUAGAUUUCAUUCCCCGAGCAGAGGAUACGUCUCCAUACAUCUGCCUUAAUCGUUUAAAUCAGACUCCUAAUUCACCUAUUGCUGGUGGAAGUUCUGCAGGUCGGAAAACCAGUAAGCGCAUCAUCCUUGCUUGUCAUGGAUCAUUGAUGAACAAUGUGGAGGCUAACUUCUCGCUUCUUGGGAAUCAGCCUUUGAGCAUGCUUGGCAGCAUUCAGUCACAGAAAACUGCAGAGCUACUUCUUGAUUUGAAAGUGAAUACUGUAGUUAGCAGCCCUGGAAAGGCCUCAACGGAGACAGCACAGAUCAUAUCUAAGGUUCAAGAAACCGCAGAGAGCUUAGGGGCUGAUAGUGUACCACGAUAUGUGGAUGUUAAAGAGAUGAAGGACCUUGAUGUUGAAACCAUGCUUGGGAAGUUAAAACAAGAAGCAACUGUGGAUUCGAUUCUGCAGCCAAAAUUGUUGGAUGGGCUUGGAAACAGAAUGGUUAGUCCUGUAUGGGAUCAGACAGGAAAAGUGUGGCGAACUUUAUUAGAUGAAUUAUCUGAUCCUUCAGAAACUGUUGUUGUUGUUGGACAUCCGAUUCUACACAUAGCACUGAUGACACAUUGCCUGAAUUUAUCGAAAGAGUGGAUAAGGUCAUUCCAUCUUGAUGAAGGUAGUAUUAGCAUCAUUGAAUUCCCCGAUGGACCAAGUGGAAAGGGCAUUAUUCGAUGCAUUAAUUAUACUGCGCAUUUGGGAAGAUCAAGAUGGUCAAUUCCCAUUACUAAGCCAACAAUGGAUGAGAAAGAUAUCUAGUACAAGUAGUUCUAUAGUUUUGAUUUUUGACUGUUGGAAAGAACUGAAUAUAUAUUCCAUUUCCACCAAUGUCAUGUAAGACUGUGUCAUUGAAUAUAAAAACUGAUUUUGAUAAAGAGUCUGUUGAUGUGUUA
Spinacia oleracea (spinach) is the source of this 1797-nucleotide messenger RNA. Its product is annotated as probable 2-carboxy-D-arabinitol-1-phosphatase. The record is from RefSeq and is a predicted model, not a curated record. The transcript has 9 exons. Lineage: Eukaryota; Viridiplantae; Streptophyta; Magnoliopsida; Caryophyllales; Amaranthaceae. Gene Ontology annotation, molecular function: phosphatase activity. The coding region runs from base 173 to 1663 and encodes 496 amino acids.